AAAUGGCGGCCCUUCAUCGGGUAGCAUAUCAACUUUGAACCUAACUAAUAGAGCAGGAACGAUGCAGAGGCUUUUUUAAAAAUACAUAUUUUACUUUUAAUAUCUGAAUAUUUGUUUUUUUUUUAUAUAAACGCUUAUGUGGAGUUUUCUGUAGGUUACAUCGAGAGCGAACAAUAUGAGAUGACUGUGUGAGGAGGGAACAAAGCUGCAGAGAAGUCUGACUGAAACUCACUGUAAUGAUGAUUUUAUGUUAAAUGCUUAAUUUUUAAUAAGUAUGAAGCUUUUCUGGUAAUUUAAUUGUAAUAUUAAAUACAAAUAGUGCACCCUAUCUGUAGUAAAGAGUUUUUGGAAGAGUGUACCAUUAAUAAUCGGUUAGCAUAGUUCUGGUCGUUGUGAUGGAUCUACAUUAACUCUGUCAUGGAUCAGUCAAAACCUCGGCACAGCAAAAGGCUGCGGGCUGGUACCCGUAGGCGUUACCAUGACGAUGGCAUCUCAGACGAAGAGAUCGAUGGACGGCGGAUGUUUGACCUGGAGGAGAAGGUCAGCAGCCAGAGGUUUAGCUCCGACAGAGUGCUGCGCAUGGAGGGGAAAGAUCUGACGUUCGAGUUCGUGCAGAGAGGAGGUCUGAGAGACCCCAUACUGUUUGAAAGACCUGAAGGACUCGGACUCAAGAUGCCUGAUUCAGAUUUCAGUGUGAACGACGUCAAGAUGUUUGUUGGCAGCCGGCGGAUGAUUGAUGUGAUGGACGUCAGCACUCAGAAAGGGACGGAGAUGUCAAUGGCUCAGUGGACUCGAUACUACGAGACUCCGCCCCCUCAGAGAGAGAAGCUUUAUAAUGUCAUCAGCCUGGAGUUCAGCCACACCAAGCUGGAGUCGCUGGUCAGCAGACCCACAACUGUGGACCUGAUCGACUGGGUAGACAACAUGUGGCCUCGACACCUUAAGGAGAGACAGAGAGACUCGACAAACUCCAUCACAGACAUGCAGUACCCCAAAGUCCAGAAAUACUGUCUGAUGAGUGUGGAGGGCUGUUACACAGACUUCCACAUCGACUUUGGAGGGACAUCAGUGUGGUACCACAUCCUAAGAGGGAGUAAGGUGUUCUGGCUGAUCCCUCCCUCACCUCAGAACCUGGAGCUGUACGAGAACUGGGUUCUGUCAGGGAAACAGGGAGACGUGUUCCUGGGAGAUCGAGUGUCGGACUGUCAGAGGAUAGAGCUGAAGCAGGGCUGCACCUUCAUCAUCCCCUCAGGCUGGAUCCAUGCCGUCUACACUCCUUUGGACUCCAUGGUGUUUGGAGGAAAUUUCCUGCAUAGCUUCAACAUCCCCAUGCAGCUCAACAUCUGUAACAUCGAGGACAGGACACGGGUUCCGGUGAAGUUCCGUUACCCUUUCUACUACGAGAUGUGUUGGUACGUGUUGGAGCGUUACGUGUUCAGCCUGACAAAGACCUCGUACCUCACACCUGAGUUCCAGAAACACUCGCUGGGCAUCGGUCUGAAGAAGCCGCCCGGCUCUGAUGCAGCCUCUGAGCUGGUGAAGGAGGAGGAGGAGGAGGAGGAGGAUGAAGAAGAUGAACAGCAGCAGCAGCAGCCUGAAAAUGUUCAUGUGACUCCUCUUGAACUGGAGGGAAUGUGGAACCUGCUGGGCAAACUGGAAGCUCUGCCUUCCAACAAGAAGUGUGUCCCCGCCGGAAUACACAACGCCCCUGCUCUCAUCACACACAUCAAGGCUCUCCUGAAGGAACACGCCAACGACAACCCCAAACUGUCGUACUCGGGGAAACCCAUCAUCAGAUGGCCAAAAAGACCCUCGUGGUACCAGCCUCCUCCUCCUCCCCCUCCCCCUCCCCGUCCUAAACUGGCCAACACACCGGUCGUCCCCCGCCCUCAGAAACCCGCCUCCUCCAUGUCGGUGCUAAGACGUCGCAGAGUCAGGUGUAAACGGUGUGAGGCGUGUAUGAGAACAGAGUGUGGAGAAUGUAACUUCUGUAGAGAUAUGAAGAAGUUUGGAGGACCGGGGAAACUCAAACAGACCUGUGUGCUGAGGCAGUGUCUCUCCCCCGGCCUCCCUCUGUCUGCUGUCUGCGAGAUCUGUAAGGAGCCCAACCAGGAGGAGACAGGAGACGCCUCCCUCAUCCUCAUGGAGUGUUCCAACUGUGCUCAGAUUGUUCAUCCUGCCUGUCUCACGGUUCAGGGAGAAGGAGUGGUGAACAAAGACCUGCCAAGCUGCUGGGAGUGUCCCAAAUGUGUGCAGGGCAUCACUGACCCAGAGUCUAAAGGACAUAAAGCUGACGGCCCCCCUCUGAAGCGUAAAUCUUCGUCUUUGUUGGACGCUCGGAUGGCGAAGAUUUACAGACGACAGAGACACAGCCGAGACGGAGAUGACUCUGCCAGUGAUGAUGAGGAUGAAGGCUCUCAGAGGAGGAAGAUGGCGCUCCACGCUCGAGGGGCGGUCCACUCUACCAGGAGGGGCUUCAAUGCUAACAGGAGGGGCUUGCUGAGAGGAGGCUCUGCCCACAGAGGGAGUAGAGGCGGGGUCAUGCCUGCUGGGUCCUCUGCAUUCAAACUGAAGCGAGGGGUGGGUGUGAGAGAGGCAGGGCGGAGGGGGAGGGGCGUGAGGCUGCGGGGCGGGUCCAGGAUGCAACGACGAGGAGAUGAGUCAGAUGAGUCGGACGAUGAUGAAGACGACGAUGAUGAUGAGGAGGAUGAUGAAGAGGAGGAGGAGGAGGAGGAGGACAGUGAGCAUGAAGGGAAAGAACAUCGUCAUCAUCACCGACGAAGAAGGAGAAGAGCUGAUGAUGACGAGGAGGAUGACAGCGAUGGAGGAGACUUUGACCCUGAUGAGGAUGAGCUAGACACUCUGGAAGAUGAGGAGGAUGAGGAGGAGGAGGAGGGGCGCUGGGAUUCAGACCCUGAGCCUCCAGUCCUCCUGGUGUCAGACCUGAGUGACGACCUGCUGAGCGGCUCAUACCUGACUGUGACUCUACAGCACCCCCAAAAGGCCCGCACGCACAGUGGCUCCAUCGUUCCAAAGCUGGAGGCAGCUGUGGCUCAGAGGUCAGCAGGGGGCGCUGCAGGCCAGCAGGCCUUUAUCCAGAGGAAGACUCUGUCCAAACCCUCCCGACCCAAGAGCUGUGACAUCACUGAGAGCGCCACACCUCGAGGACCGGGCAGGCCUCGUCUGCGGGGUAACCAUGGCACCAGAGGCGCCAGAGACGGCUCGGGGUCUUCAUCAGAGGAAGAGGACGGUCCCCGCCCCUCCUCCUCCCUGUCUCCCCCCUCCCUGCUGUCGCUCCCCUCCUUCAAAGACGUAGGAAACGAGGUGGGAGGAGAGAAGGAAGUGUGGGUGUCAGUGUUCAGGUUCCUGGACAGAGCCGAGCUGCUGAACUGUAUGACUGUGUGCAAGGCCUGGUACAAGUGGAGCUGUGAUAAGCGUCUGUGGUCUCAUGUGGAUGUCAGUCGGUGUAGUCCUCUCUCUAAUCAGUCUCUGGCUGGAAUCAUCAAACGUCAGCCGUCCUCUCUAGACCUGUCCUGGACCCCGCUAGCCAAGAGACAGCUCACCUGUCUGCUCAGUAGGCUGCCAGGUCUGAGGGAGCUGAGGGUUACCGGUCUGUCCUGGUCCUGUUUGUCUGCGCUGGCGUCUCCCUCUCUUCCCUGUCUUCGUCUGCUCGACCUGCGUUGGUGUGAAGGAAUCAGAGACGCUCAGAUCAAAGAGAUCAUCAUCCCCCCAGACUCCGAGUCAACCCGCAGCAGGCUGAGGAACAUGGGGACUCUGCAUUUGUCAGGUCUGGAGGUGAGCGACUCGUCCCUCAGGUUGCUGCAGAGACACAUGCCUCAGCUGCAGAGACUCGACCUGUCUCACUGUAAGGACAUCAGUGACUCGUCAAUCGCUCUGCUCACUGCUGCAGGGACACACACCAGACACAACCUGACCGAACUCUACCUAGCAGGCUGCAGUGAGCUGACAGACACUUGUCUGUCUUACCUUAAGCGUCUGUCCUGUCUGUCUUUGUUGGACCUGCGUGGAUGUUCAGGUGUGAGCAGAAGAGCGUGUGACGCCUUCAUCUCUGAUCUGUCCCAUGUCGCCCACUACUGCAUGAUGGAGGAGAAGCUAAUCCAGCGCAUGGACUGAUGCACACAAAUACACACUGAGACUUUGAACAGAGAGCUAGGCUACAAACAUGAACAUUGCAGUGUUUUUUUUCUCUUCCUGUUUUCACUGAUGAUCAGACUGUGUUUGAUGGUUUCUCUUGUUUUGUACAUUCGUUUUCAAUCACUGUGAAAUAAAUAAAGUGAAUUGUUUCAUUGUUGAA
Messenger RNA from Labrus bergylta (ballan wrasse), 4315 nucleotides. It is a transcript of the gene kdm2aa, whose product is annotated as lysine (K)-specific demethylase 2Aa. The record is from RefSeq and is a predicted model, not a curated record. Gene Ontology annotation, biological process: protein demethylation; regulation of transcription by RNA polymerase II. Gene Ontology annotation, molecular function: transcription coregulator activity; DNA binding; histone demethylase activity. Lineage: Eukaryota; Metazoa; Chordata; Actinopteri; Labriformes; Labridae.